AUAAGGCUUGCGCUGCGAUCCAGUGACACACAGUCCAUGUGCGGACUGUUUGAUAACAAAGCGGCGUGCAGCCCCGCCUGCAUGGAGUGGGAGGUGCGGGGAGGAAGAGGACAGUAGAGGAGGAGGAGAUGAUGAUGAGGAUGAGCGGGGGAGGGGUUUGUUGUGACCGGGAGUAUCCUGCUUCCAAGAUGGCGGCGUCCAUGGAGUUUAGCUUGGAAGAUCUGCCUUCGGAUCCUUUGCUGCUAAUUUUGUCCUUCCUUGAUUUCCGGGACCUGAUCAGCUGCAGUUAUGUCAGCCGCCGCCUCCACGGCCUGUCCGGACACAACCCGCUGUGGAAAGGACUCUGUCAGAAAUACUGGCUGUUAUCCGAGUCAAACAAGACUCAGAAAGGUCAGAGCUGGAAGGAUCUCUUCCAGGAGUUUUACGGCAACAUGGGCCGUUACAUUGAUCAUUACAGUACAUUGAAGAAGGCCUGGGAUCAGCUGAAGACAUACCUCAGCCAAAAGUGCCCCAGAAUGAUCACCUCUCUGAAAGAGGGCGCAAGUGAGGAGGACCUGGAUGCUGUGGAAGCACAGAUUGGCUGCAAAUUGCCCAAUGAUUACCGCUGUUCCUUCCGAAUACAUAACGGACAAAAGCUAGUGGUUCCUGGAUUGAUGGGUAGCAUGGCCCUGUCCAACCACUAUCGCUCCGAGGAUCUGCUGGAUAUCGAGACAGCAGCGGGCGGCUUCCAGCAGCGCAAAGGCAUGCGGCAGUGUCUGCCUCUCACCUUUUGUUUCCACACAGGUCUGAGCCAGUAUAUGGCCCUGGACAGCAUGGAGGGGCGCAGUCGCGGCGAGAUCUUCUACCAGUGCCCUGAUCAAAUGGCACAAGAUCCUUCUGCAAUUGACAUGUUCAUUACAGGGUCCAGCUUUACGGAGUGGUUUACCUCAUACGUUCACAAUGUGGUAACAGAAGAGUACCCCAUCAUCCGGGACCAAAUCUUCAGGUACAUCCAUGAUAAGGACUGCGUGGCCACCACAGGGGACAUCAAAGUGUCUGUAUCUACCUCCUUCCUGCCGGAGCUCAGCUCUGUACACCCCCCACACUUCUUCUUCACCUACAGGAUUAGAAUCGAGAUGGCAAAGAAUGCCCAUCCGGAAAACAUCUGCCAGCUGGACACGCGAUACUGGAAAAUCACCAAUGCCAAUGGCAAUGUGGAGGAAGUUCGGGGGCCUGGCGUUGUGGGUGAGUUCCCGGUGAUGUCGCCAGGGAAGGUCCACGAGUACGCCAGCUGCACCACCUUCUCCACCACCUCUGAGCACAUGGAGGGCCACUACACCUUUCACCGCCUGAAGAACAAGGAGGAGGAGUUCAACGUCACCAUCCCUCGCUUCCACAUGGUCUGCCCCCCAUUCCGUGUGUCCGCUGUGCGGGCGCAGGGUUCCACAAGCAGCCUCUUGGGGCCCCCCUUUGACGAAAACUCGUCAGACACGGACGACUAUGAGGAGGGGCAGGGCCUGAACAUCCCGCCGCCUAGUGGGCGCUGCCCACGCCAUAUCUGACACAGCUCUCCAGGGCAGGAGCGGGGGUGGUGGGGGAGGGGGUAAGGGGCCUGAAAACCUCUUCCUUCACUGUUAUUGAUUAGUAAGCCUUUUGAUUAAUAAAUUUUCUUACUGUGUUAUAAGAAUGGACAUCCUGGGACCACUGACCCUGUGGACAUUUUCCUUUGCCCGGUGGCCUCUUCACUUGAUGUUUUUCUUCAGUUUAUUCCAUAUUUUUCUAGAGUAUCAAAAGCGCUGUGCAUUGCCACUGAAAUUCUUGUACUUAAAUAUUAAGAAUCAGUGUACAGUAGUGGAUCCAAGGCAGUCUAGAUUAUUCUUAUAUAACUGAAGUGAAAAUGCUGACAGGAGUGAUUUCCAGGGGUUUAAAAUAUUCUGCACGGAGUGUCUUUUGUGCUGCCAGGAUGUUGCCGUGGUGAUUAAUGAGCGCACGUUUUUCAUUGGCAGUUAUACGGACCAGUCGCGGUCCUGUCUGAAAGCCCAUCUGAUGGUAACAUUCUCCAUGGAUAGAUGUUAAUGGGGAUGCUUUGCGAGCCGGGCAGGAGAGCACUGCGGAAAGCGACUGAGGCUCUCACUGGCUGUCUACUCCCUCUUGUGAUGGUGUGGUACCAUGCUUUGUAAGCUGUGCACUUUCAUUGAACAGAACCAGUACAGGACCCAUCCAGCUUCCCUGCCCACAACAUCUAUUGAUUUACAUAGCAGCCUUCACCCCCUUUCCCACUCCACUUGGCCCCUCUAGCUCAGCUCACUACACAUAACUAAUCGUUUCUAUGGUGUGUCGACCAUGGUGAUGUUUUCAGUCUGAAAUUCAGCAAUGACAGUCUGUCCGCUAACAGUCUCCAUGGGUACUGAGAGCAG
This is a messenger RNA of Paramormyrops kingsleyae, 2396 nucleotides long. RefSeq names its product F-box protein 3 (gene fbxo3). Lineage: Eukaryota; Metazoa; Chordata; Actinopteri; Osteoglossiformes; Mormyridae. Gene Ontology annotation, cellular component: cytoplasm. Gene Ontology annotation, molecular function: protein binding. The record is from RefSeq and is a predicted model, not a curated record.